Lethenteron reissneri (Far Eastern brook lamprey) is the source of this 3946-nucleotide messenger RNA. Its product is annotated as 6-phosphofructo-2-kinase/fructose-2,6-bisphosphatase 3-like. Gene Ontology annotation, biological process: fructose metabolic process; fructose 2,6-bisphosphate metabolic process. Gene Ontology annotation, cellular component: cytosol. Lineage: Eukaryota; Metazoa; Chordata; Hyperoartia; Petromyzontiformes; Petromyzontidae. The record is from RefSeq and is a predicted model, not a curated record. Gene Ontology annotation, molecular function: ATP binding; 6-phosphofructo-2-kinase activity; fructose-2,6-bisphosphate 2-phosphatase activity.
CGCCGCUCCUCACCGCGCCGCACUCGCCCACCCCGAGGCCGGUGUUGAGUUACUCGGCUCCGCCAAGCUCCCUCCCUGUUCCCCGCAGCCGCGAGAGAGACCCAACUCGGAUUAGCUUCCUUACAGGUGGCUGGGUGGGCAGGUGGGGGGCUACGUACGGUGCGAAAGAAGUUCAACGCGCACGCAAGCAUCGUUCGCGGUGGGCCGGGGAGCGAGGCGCGUCCCGAUGCCGCUGGAGUUGACGAAGAAUCCCCUGCGCAAGGUUUGGGUGCCGCGCCACGGGCGCGAUGACUGCGGGCAGCUGCCUGCGGCCCACAAGAACGGAUGCUGCCUGCCCCACAUGACCCUCUCCCCAAUGGUCAUCGUCAUGGUGGGGCUGCCGGCCCGCGGGAAGACUUACAUCGCAAAGAAGCUCACGCGGUACCUCAACUGGAUCGGCCUGCCCACCAAAGUGUUCAACGUGGGGCAGUACCGGCGCGAGGCGAUGAAGACCUACAAGUCCCACGAGUUCUUCCUCGCCGACAACGAGGAGGGCCUCAAGAUCCGCAGGCAGUGCGCGCUGGCCGCCCUGAGGGACGUGAAGCAGUACCUCAGUGAAGAAGGAGGACAGAUCGCGGUGUUCGACGCCACCAACACGACACGCGAGAGGAGAGACAUGAUCAUGGCGUUCUGCAAGGAGCACUGCUACAAGGCUUUCUUCGUCGAGUCGCUCUGCGAUGACCCGGAAGUGGUGGCCAACAACAUCCUGGACGUGAAGGUGAACAACCCGGACUACAAGGACCACAGCAAGGAGGAGGCGCUGCAGGACUUCCACCGGCGCAUCGAGUGCUACCGCGCCAUGUACCAGCCGCUCGCCGAGAAGCACGACAACGGCCUCUCCUUCAUCAAGGUGAUCAAUGUGGGCGAGCGCUUCCUGGUGAACCGCGUGCGCGACCACGUGCAGAGCAAGAUCGUCUACUACCUCAUGAACAUCCACAUCCAGCCGCGCACCAUCUACCUGUGCCGCAACGGGGAGAGUGAGCACGAGCUGAGGGGGCGCAUCGGCGGGGACGCCUGCCUCUCCGCACGCGGGAAGCAGUUUGCCAAGGCGCUGGGCCGCUACAUCCGCGAGCAGGGCCUGGAGGACCUCAAGGUGUGGACGAGUCAGCUGCGGCGCUCCAUCCAGACGGCCGAGGCCCUGGGCCUCCCCUACGAGCAGUGGAAGCCGCUCAACGAGCUCGACGCCGGCGUGUGCGAGGACAUGACCUACGACGAGGUGAGGGACACGUUUCCUGACGAGUACGCGCUGAGAGACGUCGACAAGUACCUCUACCGCUACCCUAACGGCGAGUCGUACCAGGACUUGGUGCAGCGGCUGGAGCCGGUGAUCAUGGAGCUGGAGCGGCAGGAGAACGUGCUGGUCGUGUCGCACCAGGCCGCCAUGCGCUGCCUGCUCGCGUACUUCCUCGACAAGGGCGCAGAGGAGCUGCCGUACCUCAAGUGCCCCCUGCACACGGUUCUGAAGCUCACGCCCAUCGCGUAUGGCUGCAAAGUGGAGAACAUCUCCCUGAACGUGGAGGCCGCCAACACAUACCGCGAGAGGGCAAACACGGGGCCCAAGAAGGGUCCGAGCCCCCUGCAGCGCCGCAACAGCUACACGCCCAUGGCGAGCCCCAUGCACAAGGUGCCGCGCAUGGACAGCCUGGAGGUGCUGGACGGCCUCGAGGCGUUGGGGGGACUCGACCCCUCGCAGGGAUUCUUUGCCGUCCGCAGCCCCACGGAGAGGCACGCUCCCGCCAACCCCCUCUCCUCGAACCCGGACGGCGUGUCGAGACCGAGCACCGUGCUGGAGGUGACGGAGGGCGAAUAGACACCGCGGCGAGCUCGGAGUCUCGGCCACCAGGGAUUCCGCUCGCCGCGUGGACAUUGAGCUGCCACCACGGUGGGGGAGGGAGGAAGCAGGGCAGGGGGGUGGUGGGGGGGGGUUACUUUAAAUUUGUUUUUUUUUGUUGCCCGACCAAACGAGAGACGGAGACCGUUCCUGAGACGGAGGUCCACUCCAGAGAUAGGCCGCUCCGCUUGGAUUCGCGUCGUCGUAAAAUAUAAAAAAAAAGCGCCCCCAGCGAUGGGGGGAGAGGCCCUCCGAGAUUAAUCCGGGAAAGCGUUCGCCACGUCCUCAACUCGGCAUUUCACGGCACCAAGGGCCCCCACCCGCCCCCCCCCCCCGCGGUCGCAGUGAAGCCGUGUGACAGCGGACGCAUGGCCGGACAGACGCUCUCUCGUCACGGACGCGCGAGAGAGAGAGAGGAUCGUCCGACGAGUGUGGGGGAAAAGCCCCCCAUCCCAUCCCCCCCCGCCCACAUCGUGCUGGAGCCAUUCGCCGAACUUUUUGAGUCGGUGAAUGUUGGAUCCGAUUUGACAGGGCAUUGGUUGGUUCCGAGAAUGUUUUAACGUCGUUGUUGUUUCGUUUCGAUUUAAAGCUUUCGUGACUGCAGGGAUUCAUUUUCUUGGUUCUUUCGGUAAAGUCACGUAGAAGGGAAAUAAUAAAAUUAUAAAAAUAAAACAUCAUAAAAUACAAUUCUUACAACGCAAGCAGCCGUCCUCAGUUGAAGAACAGGGCUGUCAGAAACUUCGGACGCUGUCUUUUCCGAUAGCCCUGUUCUUCACCUGAGGACGGCUGCUUGCGUUGUGGCCGAAACGUCGUGAGAAUUGUAUUUUAUUAUGUUUUAUUUUUAUUCUUUUAUUAUUUCCCUUCUGCGUGGCUUUACCGAAAGAACCAAGCAGAGGUCGUUGUUGUUGUUUUUAAAGAAAAAUUAUCGCGCUGCACGCGGAUGCAAAGGGUAGCGCGAGCUCGCGCGACGCGUCCACCAAUCGUUGGACACGUCCGGUCGGGGCUCGUGCGACGCUCUUACAAUCCUGAAAAAUAUCUGGAGGGAUUUUUUGUUUGUUUUGGGUCCGUUAAAAGCAUAAACAAAAGUCUGUACGGUUCACCCCCUCCGAGCGGAGGCGGAGGGGUCGUCGGCAAUUCGCCCCCCCCACCCCGUGCCACCCACCCCGCUUCAACCUCGCGUUAUUGCCCCCCCCCCCCCCUCCUUGUGAGCGGGGGUUGGGGGAGAAAUGUCGUGCUGACGUGACGGAGUCACGUGGCCCACGACGCGGGAUCUCUCGACGAUCCCGCGACGAUCCGGCGAGUCGAGCGUUACGGUUCUUCGUUUGGAGUCGGGGAGAGAACCCCACCCCACCACGAUGUUCCCUGCCGACUUCGUCAUUGCGGGCUAUGCACCUCGUGACAAAAACAUUUCCGGGAACUCCGAUUUUAUUUCUCUCGCGUGAGAGCUGCGGUUUUUUUCUCUCGUUUUAACGUUAGAAUGUCCCAUAGUCGUCGGCUAAGUUAUUUAUUAACCCAGGGAUCCAUAUCUCACGAUUUAAGUGCGUUUAUACUGUUUUAGAGAAGUCCGCAUGUUAACGAUGUAGUUUUGAGUUGUUACGGUCAUGCUAUAUUUUAAUUUAUUAAUCAUCACAAAAAGACUCCAGUCGUGCGCGCGCACACACCCACACACACAAACACCCACACACUCACACACACCCACACACACACACCCACACACACUCACCCACCCACCCACGCGCUCACCCACCCACACACUCACCCACCCACACACUCACCCACACCCACCCACACACACUCACCCACCCACACACACACACCCACACACGUGUUUAUUUAUGGUCUCUAUGUAUUAAGGGAAUUACCACUGCAUGACUGCUCGCAUCGGUAAGACUAUGAACUAAUCAGGGUGCGUUUAGACUCCUUUAGAGAUGACAACGUCGCAGGGUUUCCGCAGCCGAUGCCGGGAUUCACAAUUGAGUUUCGGGGUUAGGCCGCGACGUAACGAUGUCACCAAGCGUUUUACCACGUAACCGAGCGUCGCCUGCGAAGCAAAUUAAAUAUCCACACAACUCUGUG